Molecule: messenger RNA, 2503 nt
Organism: Drosophila willistoni
Lineage: Eukaryota; Metazoa; Arthropoda; Insecta; Diptera; Drosophilidae
Product: nose resistant to fluoxetine protein 6
Exons: 9
Coding region: 16-2250 (744 amino acids)
Molecular function (GO): acyltransferase activity, transferring groups other than amino-acyl groups
Source: RefSeq, a predicted model, not a curated record
UAUUGGCUAAGAAAGAUGGCUAGAAUAGUGAUUGUGUUAUUAUUUUGUGGCCUGGCUGCGGUCAGAGCAGGAUCUAGUGAUUUAGAAUUGAAUCCGAAAAUCGAUAUCGAGGAUUAUCAACGUCUGGCAAAGUUACGUCAUCUGUCUGAAGAGUUUUUCCAGUUCUAUAAUAAUCUAACAGUGACGGAUGUUACUCCCGAAGGACGUUUGCCUUCUGCCCAGGAUUUGUUGUGUUAUGCAGAAUUGGCCCAGUUAACUCAGGCCUUAACUUCCGGCAGUACUUGGUCAUACAAAAUGAUCGAUUCAUGGGGUUCGUUGCCAGCUGGCAUACUUAUGGGUCAUUUCAAGGACUUGGGCCAUUACGAUGAAUGCAUGAGCAUUGAACAGACAUCAAUUGGCACCACAAGCAGCACCAUAUUGGGCAAAUAUUGUUUGGCCAAUUUGCCUCUGACUGAUUUGCUGGGUGGUUCUGGUGGCUUGGGAAUGAUGCGAAUGUUCAAUAUCCAAACUGCUGUGUGUUUUCCCUCGGCCUGUGCGGCCACAAAUAUGGACACAAUGUUAAAACGAUUGUUUAAGCAAUUCCUUGGCGUAGAACUAAGCGAUAAUUCACAAUUGGUAAAUCAGAAUUCUUGCAAGGUAGCAGAAAAGGACUCCUUUGAUGGCCUUACCAUAUUCACAAUCGUUUUCCUUUCUGUGGUUGCUGGAAUUGUCGGCUUGUCCACCCUCUAUGAUUACUUUUUGUGCCAAGAUCAGACAAAAGUCCCCGUUCUGAUUAAAAUAUUCUCGGCACGUGCCAAUUCGAAAGCAUUAUUCCAAGUUUCAACCAAAAAGAAUCCAAAUGUUAUAUCAUCUUUGAAUGGAAUACGUUGCAUGUCAUUAAUUUGGGUCUGCUAUGGUCAUGAUUAUAUCAUGGGAAUCACCUCACCCAAUAUCAAUUAUCUUGAUGUCUAUUCGUGGAUAAAGAGUCCCUAUAUGGAGUUCAUUUAUCAAGGUGUUUUUGCUGUCGAUAGCUUCUUCUAUUUGAGUGGCCUGCUGGUUGCUAUGAUCACUCUGCGUACCAUGGAACGUUCCAAGGGCAAACUGAAUGUGCCUCUUAUGUAUCUGCAUCGUUAUCUACGUCUCACACCAAUUGUUGCCGUGGCCAUUCUUGUCUAUUACAAGUUGCUACCCUAUUUGGGUGAUGGCCCACUCUAUGGUAAUUGGAAUUUCGAUAGCUAUGAUAGCUGCAAAGAUAAUUGGUAUUGGACUCUCUUAUAUAUACAAAAUUAUGCAGCUGAUCAAGAAUGUCUGGCACAUACUUGGUAUUUGGCCAUUGAUAUGCAGUUGUAUAUAAUUUCACCGAUUCUCCUGUUUAUCGUCUAUAAAUGGGGUAAAAAAGGUGCCGCUGUGGUUUUUACCUUUACCAUGUUAAUGGUUGCCUGCCUCUUCACAAUUAUGGUCACCAAGAAUUACUCGGUAUUGAAUCCAUUGGGUGGUGGUGGUGAUAUUUCUCAUACCACACACACACGUACCUCACCGUGGCUGGUUGGUUUCCUCUUUGGCUAUUUCCUGCAUGCAACACGUGGCAAGACAUUCAAACUUAAUCGGAUCGUUGCUUGGUUAGGUUGGCUAUUCGGUCUGGCCUGCCUCUUUGUGUGCAUCUUUGCCAUGUAUCCAUAUGGAACGGGCAAGAGCAAGACAAUUCCUAUUCUAAAUGAAGCCUUCUUUGUGGCAUUUUCGCGUGUGGCAUGGCCUGUGGGCUUGAGCUGGGUGGUGUUUGCCUGCAUGCAGGGUUAUGGUGGUUUGGCCAAUGCCUUCCUUUCCUCUCCGUUAUGGCAGCCGUUGUCCAAGCUUUCAUUCUGCGUCUACAUGUUCCAUUUGAUCAUUCAAAACCUCAACGCCGGACGUACACGUGUGAAUACUCGCUUCUCUGACUACGAUGUGAUGCUUCGUUUCUGGCAAGACUUUGGUUUUUCCGUGCUACUGGCCUAUCUUAUGUAUAUCGUAAUCGAAGCACCAUGCACUGGCCUGGAGACUCUUCUAUUGCCAAAUCGAAGAGCAGCUGCCAAGGCCAAGUUACUUCCAAUUGUUCCAACUACCGAGAAUAAUGCUCCACCAUCUGCUCCAGCUCUGGAGACUAAAGCAUUACCCAGUGAUGUACCAGAGACUAAUGUCCCAGCUCCAGAAUUGCCGUCAAAGACUGAAUUGGAGCAGCAGGAGCAGAAGUCCGAUCAACCAGAAACUAUUAAUAAUGUUGUCGAAAAUAAGUAAAUUAGUUAUACAUUUUAAUUUAUAUUAUUAUAGGAUGUACUUAAUCUAAUCAUUGAAUAUAAAAUAGUUGUGCCAUGAACUUGCAAAAUAGCUUGAAAAAAUCUAAACUGAUUACAAUCAGAGAUAUAAAUAUUUAAGCGGAUGUUUUACAGAGUGAAACUUAAUCUUUAUGGACUUUGAACACGUUUCGAAACAGUUUCUUUUAAUAGCCUAAUUGACAGUUAAAUUCCUCAUGAGUCUAAUAAAUAAUUUG